Zychaea mexicana is the source of this 720-nucleotide messenger RNA. RefSeq lists its product as uncharacterized. The record is from RefSeq and is a predicted model, not a curated record. Bases 161 to 376 code for a protein of 71 amino acids. NCBI's taxonomy places the organism in Eukaryota, Fungi, Mucoromycota, Mucoromycetes, Mucorales, Lichtheimiaceae. The transcript has a single exon.
UACUCCUCUCUACAGUGCUACAAAUUCCUUGACACUUUUUAUUUCAUCAACAAGAAAAUGACAGUCCAAUGGGUGUAUCAAGCCGGUACAAACUGGUACCCUUUCGAUCCACAAGCAAACUACUCGAUCGAGCAAUUGUUCCGUACCGGUUCAUCCGCUAAUGUUUAUGUCAAGGCCCUACACGGCAUGGUUUUUGUCAACGGCAUUCAACUCUACGCACAGCAAUGCGCUACACGCAUCACCAUUGCAAGAACCGGUGCAUGAUAUUGUUGCUUCAACGACCAUAUUACGAUAUCAUUUCACCUCACGUUGUUCUUCCACCAAUCCAUCACAACAGUCAAGACACGAAUACAUAGCUCCAACUAUCAAGCACUAGAGCACAUUUCUUAAAUUCACAAGUGCCACACACACACACUCGCGCACACGCGCAUAUGAAACGAAUUUUCUGUAUUUUACUUUUUUGUAUGUUGUUCGGCAAACCCUCCAGUUGUAUGUAUAUAUUAAGGGCCCUUAAUUUUUAGAAUGUAUAGUCGACUUUCCUCCUGUUUAUAUUAUAUGUAGAAUCGUAACAUCCUUCUCUUUUCAUUUGUAAUAUUACACGUCAUCAUCACCAGCAUCCCCAAUGACAUUCCUUUUUUUUCCACCACACACUUUUACCUCAAAACUAUGCUUUGAAAACGUUUAAACUAAUAAUAAUAGUUAUAAUAAAAGAUUUAUCUG